Molecule: messenger RNA, 847 nt
Organism: Drosophila arizonae
Lineage: Eukaryota; Metazoa; Arthropoda; Insecta; Diptera; Drosophilidae
Product: uridine diphosphate glucose pyrophosphatase NUDT14-like
Biological process (GO): nucleoside phosphate metabolic process; ribose phosphate metabolic process
Molecular function (GO): metal ion binding; UDP-sugar diphosphatase activity
Source: RefSeq, a predicted model, not a curated record
GUAUACGUUUAUUUAUCGGGAAUGCUGAAGUCGCUUGCUGCUCUUGGUUUGCGUUAUAGCUCGAAUGCAAAACUUCCCCAUGGGCAGCAACUAAGUAAUGUAACGAAAAUUUGUUUCUCUCCGUUGCCCGAGGUUUCUAAAUGGCUAGUACCGGUUCAGGUGCAAUACAUUGAAAAUGGAAAAACAAAGAUGUGCGAUAUAUUUAAAGUACACGAUAGUGUGUCUAUAGUCUUGUACAAUAUUUCAAGACAGAAGCUUAUUUUUGUCCGUCAAUUCCGGCCAGCUGUAUAUUAUGGCUUAAUAAUAAACAACUUUCGUGAGUUACCCAAGGAGGACAUUGAUUUAAUCCAAUAUCCGUACGAAUUGGGCAUGACGCUGGAGUCCUGUGCAGGUAUGGUGGAUAAAGAUAAAAGCUUGGCGGAAAUAGCUAGAGAGGAGGUUUUCGAAGAAUGUGGCUAUGAUGUGUCCGUGGACCGCAUUGAGGAAGUAAUGAACUACAGAUCUGGUGUUGGCUCUUCGGGUGCCAAGCAAGCGAUGUACUAUUGCGAAGUAACCGAUGCGGAUAAAGUUAAUAGCGGGGGCGGCGUGGAAGAUGAAUUGAUUGAGGUGGUGGAACUGUCACUGGAUGAGGCAAAGAAAAUGGUGCAGCAGGGCGCCAUCAAUAACAGCCCACCCAGCUGCCUAAUGGGUCUUCUGUGGUUCUUUGCAAACAAAGCUCCCGCAAAUGCCUAGAUCUUUUAUCAUCCGCUGUAAUCACGCAUUUGUGUUAUCUGCGUUGAUAACAUCUCCAUAACGAUAAUACUCUGCGCUGAGCCUUAGACGAUAAAUAUACAUACGGAGAACUUCA